Molecule: messenger RNA, 4110 nt
Organism: Ictalurus punctatus (channel catfish)
Lineage: Eukaryota; Metazoa; Chordata; Actinopteri; Siluriformes; Ictaluridae
Gene: bri3bp
Product: bri3 binding protein
Exons: 3
Coding region: 152-862 (236 amino acids)
Cellular component (GO): mitochondrion
Source: RefSeq, a predicted model, not a curated record
UUGUGGAUGAGGUUGGCAAAGACAUUAACGGUUUCUGUGCGGAACUGCAGCUAGAUUCGCGCUUUAUUUUCACACAGAAAUACGGAAUAAAGCCGCUUUUUAUCGCGUUCCUGCUGAGAGAGAGAGAGAGAGAAGAUCCGCGGUGUAGAGGAUGAAGACGGUGACAUUAGCGCUGGUGUUGUGCUGUUUGCUGAUGGCUGAGGCUGAGGCGGCGCGGAGCAGGAAGGAGUGGAGCGGCGGGAGCAGCGGCGGCGGCGGCGGGCUGAAGAGAGCAGCGAGCGGCGUGUACCACAGCCUGAGCUCCGUGUUCGGGGAGGACAACAUCAAAGCCUUAUACAAGUUCUUCUCCAGGACCAAUGAGAGGUUUGUACACGGUGUGGACUCGCUGCUGGACACGCUGUGGAGGAGCUGCACUGACCUGCUGGACGCUCUGGGCCUCGAGUCCUCCACCGUGUCUCACUACUUCAGUCCGUCCGCGAUGUCGAGUUCUCCAUCUCGGGCGGUGUUGUUGCUGGGUGCUGUGUUCUUGGUGUACUGGUUCGUGUCCCUGGUUCUCGGGGGUGUGAUGUUGGUUCUGCGUGCCGUGUUGGGUCGGUUCUUCUGGGCGGCCCGCGUGCUGUUCUUCGCGCUCUCGUGCCUGUAUGUGCUGCAGAAGUUCGAGGGCGACCCGGAGAAGGCGGUGCUCCCCCUGCUGGUCAUCAUGGCCGUGUACUUCAUGACGGGGCCGGUGUCUGCAUACUGGAGGAGACAGGGAGUGUCCACGCUCGAGGACAAGAUCGACAACCUGGAGACGCAGGUACGCCUCCUCAACAUCCGCCUCAGCAGGGUGAUCGACAACCUCGAGCGCGCCGCCGACCAAUGAGGAGACGCCAUUCAGGGAGCGGGGGCGGGGCUAGGGUCAGGGCGUUGUUCUGGGUUUAACUUUCCUGUUCUGUUUCUGUUAUGUUUCGGAGUCACCGGUUGCUAGGCAACUGGGCAAUUAUACAUACCCCAUAAGCUAGCUAGAUAAACAUUGACGUUAGCUUUUUAAUAUGAAACUGAAUCACUGUCACAUUCUGACCAAACAGAACAGAACAGGAAGGGUUAAACAACAGGAAGUGACACGUACAGCCGUGUGUUGUCAUGGUGUUGUUCUCGGUGUUACAGAUAGUCACGUGUGCACUCAUCACGAGACUGAUCCUCGACCUGUGCUGCUACAUCAGCCCUGUUAGCCUGUUAGCAAUAGUGAGUGUGUGUGCGUGUGUGUGUGUGUGUGAGAGAGUGAGUGGGUGUGUGUGUGUGUGAGAGAGUGAGUGAGUGAGUGUGUUAGUGUGUGUGUGUGUGGGGGGGGCAGCAUUAGAGAGAAAUCUGUAAUAAAGCUCCUGUGUAAAGUUGCAUGAAAAUACUCAGGGAACCUGUCUCUCUGCCUGUCUGUCUCUUUCAGUGUCUGUCGUUCGGUGUGUGUGUGUGUGUGUGUGUGUGUGUGUGUGUGUGUUUUGCUAGCAGGCCUGAGAUUUAACCAGAACACAGUCUCUCUCUCUCUCUCUCUCUCUCUCUCUCUCUCUCUCUCUCUCUCUCUCUCUCUAUCUGUCUGUCAUCUAUUUGUCUUUCUCUAGACGUCACCAGGUACACAUUGGCUAAGCUCUGUGUGUGUCACAAUUAUCUCUGUGUCUGGAAUCUGUGUAUAGAUCCUGGAAAAGUGUGUCAAACACACAGACACACACACACACACACACACACACACACACACACACACACACACUCUGUCCAGGUUAACUUUCAGGCUGCUGGUGUAUCAGCACUGUUCCAGGAUCAGCCUCGCUCACAUUAAUGGAACAUUAAUACUCACUGUUUAUAAAGGUUAUAAAGGGUCAUUAACACUCACUAUGAAGCCUGUACGAUGUGUUAUAACUGAGCUGAUCACGCACUGCUGAAUAAACGUCAGCGUUUCAGUGCACAUAUGGGUCGGGCGUGUCCUAAACCACUACUGAGAGAGCUGUGAGAUGAUGUUAGGGUUGACCUAACACCCAGCGAAGUCUUAUAAGCGUGUUAUUAUGAUCAUUGUGCGACGACAGGCUUCAUAUAGAGUGAGUUACUGCACUUAUCAUUUAUUAUGUAGGAAGUAGUGUAUCAGUGAAUCUUAUUCUGUUCAUAAGGGCAUGGUAAGGAGUGUAUUAAGUGUCAUAAUGAAGAUGUGUCAAAUCCACCUGCUGGUGUGUAAGUGUUAUUACAGCUUUAUUACAGCUACAUGUUAAUGCUAUAAGGGCACGAGUUUAUUCCCGUAGAAACACUGGAUGUGUACAGAUAUUUAUUUCAUCAGGAGCUCAGUGAAGAGUACAGUCUGUUUAUUAUUAUUAUUAUUAUUAUUAUUAUUAUUAAUGUGAAACAUGCCUCUAAGCGUUCUUUAUUUAACGUGUUGUUAUUAGAAUGAAUAUCAAAUAUCUGUUUUUUAUUUGUAUUUUUAUUUGUGUGUGUUUUUCACUGAUGAUCUCGGCUCGGUGUGAAACGCUGCUGUGUGAUAAAAUGCAGAAAAUAUUUCGACAGCUGUCUGUCUUUUCCUUAACAACACAGUUUAAAUAAAUAAUUCCCUCAAAUAUAAAUCAGGAAUAUAAUCAGGAUUUAUAUUUUUAUUACUGUUAAUAAUCCGUUAUUUCUGAUUUUAAGCAACUGUGAAGCGCAGAGUGGGGAUACAGGAUUAUUAUUAUUAUUAUUAUUGUUAUUACUAUUGUUAUUAUUGUUGUUGUUAUUGUUAUGAUGAUGAUGAUGAUGAUGUUAGCCUGACGGAGAUCAGCGUGCUGAAUAACAUCUUUUCCCUGUAGGAAUACGCAGGGUGCGUUUUUAUAGGAAUACACAUGAAAUGUUUCUGUGGUCCUGCUUCACACCAUCUGAGCCUCCAGUGCUCCACCUGCUAGCAUCCUCAACCCUAGCAACCAGCUGGACUAGGGUCGCAACCAAUUAACCAGCAACCAGUUUAGAUUUCUUAGCAACCACCUAGGAGCAUUUACAAAUCUUCUAAAAACACCAUAGAAACCACCUAGCAACACCCUAGCAACCACCUGGGUUAGCAUAGCAACCACCUAGCCACACCCUAGCAACCAUUUGGAAUAUUGUAGCAACAUUUAAACGCUUUAACCUUUAAACAUGUUUCAACAUUUUAACAUUUCCAUAUUAUAAACUUAUUCUUUUAACGUUUACAUUCUUAACUGUUUAACAUUUUAAAAUCAAUGACAACAAAUGAAUAAUAUUGAUUAAUUCACUUCAAUUUUAUUUGUAUAGCGCUUUUUACAAUAGACUUUUACAGAAAUAUCGACACGGUGUACAGAUAUUAAAGGUGUGAAUUUAUCCCAACUGAGCGAGACACUGAGUGGCGACGGUGGUGAGGAAAAACUCCCUAAGAUGUUAGAGGAAGAAACCUCGAGAGGAACCCGAUUAGCAAAUUUGUUUAGCGUGGACUCUGUCAAACCAACAUCAACCUUCAUCCAUGAAUCUGAACCUCCUACUUUUCAUUAUUUUAUUUUAUUCUCUUCUCUGAGCCGAGCUCGGUAUAGAUAAUCAUGAUGUGUAAGUGAACAUUUUUCUCUACAUACUGUGUGUGUGUGUGUGUGUGUGUGUGUGUGUAUGUGUGUGUGUGUGUGUGUGUGUGUAUGUGUGUGUGUCUAUAUGUGUGUGUAUGUGUGUGUAUGUGUGUGUGUAGUAGAUGUGUAGGGGAUUAGUGAUGUGUAUUACUGUAGUGUAGUAUUUAUUCGCUGGUCUGGGAUCAGUCCCUCCUCCCUGCUGUAUUAUUUAUAAAUCAGGUUAAUGAUGAAGAUGAAGAUGAAGAUCAGUGGUCAUAUUUUUUUUUAGUUUUUUUAAUUGUUUAAUAAAUCUGUCAUUUUGCUGUUGGAUUUGAAUUGGUCUCAUUUAUAUUGUAGAAAUGAUCAGAAUUUAAAAGUCAUUGUGUUUUAAUUUUCAUUUUCCCGGUUUUAAAUUGUGACCAUUGUUCCGUUAUGAGCGAGUAAUUUGUGAAACAUUUAUUUAUUUUUUAAACUGAUCUGUUCCUACAUUUUAAACACACUGAUUUUCUUUUUAAAUAUUAUGAUGCUGUUUAAAAAUCACAUAUAAAAAUAUUAAACGUCCUUCUACAUCUGUCUA